ACAGUUCUGGAAGAUAAGUGACCUGCCUGAGUCCACAAAGCUGGAAAACAACGGACCUGGGGUCUUACUCCAGACCUUUUCUUUCCAAGCCCCUCACUCUCUUCUCCCCACUCUGCUGACUACAUGGUGGAAAGAAGACAGAAGGGGAUGCGAACACUCGAGUCACUCUCAUCUGAUUUGGGGCAUCACUGAGCUGAAGACAGUGAGAAACCUGCUACUACUAUGUGCUACGGCAAAUGUGCACGAUGCAUUGGGCAGUCUCUGGUAGUGCUCGCGGUCCUCUGCAUUGUAGCUAAUAUUCUGCUUUACUUUCCCGAUGGGGAAACAAAGUACAGCUCUGAAAACCAUCUCAGCCGCUUCGUGUGGUUCUUUUCUGGUAUCGUAGGUGGGGGCUUGCUGAUGUUCCUGCCAGCAUUUGUCUUCAUUGGGCUGGAACAGGAUGACUGCUGUGGCUGCUGCGGCCACAAAAACUGCGGCGAGAGUUGCGCGAUGCUUUCUUCUGUACUGGCCGCUCUCAUCGGAAUUGCAGGAUCUGGCUACUGCGUCAUUGUGGCAGCCCUGGGCUUAGCAGAAGGACCAUUGUGUCUUGAUUCCCUUGGCCAGUGGAACUACACCUUUGCCAGCACCGAAGGACAGUACCUUCUGAAUACCUCCACAUGGUCCCAGUGCAUUGAACCCAAACACGUCGUGGAAUGGAAUGUAACUCUGUUUUCUAUCCUCUUGGCUCUUGGCGGAAUUGAAUUUAUCUUGUGUCUCAUUCAAGUAAUAAAUGGAAUGCUUGGAGGUAUAUGUGGCUUUUGCGGCUUUCGCAAACAGCGAUAUGACUGCUAAAAGAACCACCCCAAGACAGAACCACAAUUUUGCUCUAUUUCAUUGUAAUUUAUAUAUUUUACUUGUAUUAAUUUGUAAAACU
Molecule: messenger RNA, 913 nt
Organism: Galeopterus variegatus (Sunda flying lemur)
Lineage: Eukaryota; Metazoa; Chordata; Mammalia; Dermoptera; Cynocephalidae
Gene: TM4SF1
Product: transmembrane 4 L six family member 1
Exons: 6
Coding region: 223-831 (202 amino acids)
Cellular component (GO): membrane
Source: RefSeq, a predicted model, not a curated record